This is a messenger RNA of Rhizophagus irregularis DAOM 181602=DAOM 197198, 798 nucleotides long. RefSeq lists its product as uncharacterized. Lineage: Eukaryota; Fungi; Glomeromycota; Glomeromycetes; Glomerales; Glomeraceae. Gene Ontology annotation, molecular function: protein binding. The record is from RefSeq and is a predicted model, not a curated record. Gene Ontology annotation, cellular component: cytoplasm.
GUACCUUUUGCAACGCAAGAGUAUGAAGUUUUUCGGUAUAGUGCAAUUCUAUCAGCAAAACAAGUUUCUAAUGAUGCAUAUGUAUCCCUUAUGGAACGAUUACCAACUUUAGAGCAAAUAGAAAAUUCAUACCAUGUGGAAAAUAACUUGAUUAUAGACCAUCAAAAAGUCGCUAAUGAAAUUAAACCUUUAGUUGAUUAUAUUGAUUUCAGGCGGAUCAAAGGUCAGGUAUUAGUUGAUUUUAUUGAACCACUAGGAAUUAUUCCAGAAAAAAUAAUUUUAAGUGUUUAUCGAGAAAUGGCAAAGUUAAAUAAUUCAUACUUUAAUGAUACUCGAGGAAUACCAUUAUUGAUGCACGUUUGGGAUGAGUCUGCAUGUGGAUCAAAACUUAUUAUUGAAGAUGGCGGAAAAAUUGUACGAGCACCAAAUGAAUAUGGUCACCAAAAUGUUAGAGCUAAAAUAGAAUUAGAAAAUGAUGGCAUUUUUGAAUGGGAUGUUAUUAUUGAAAAAGUUUGUACAUAUGCUUGGGUUGGAGUUUGUGCAUCAGAAAAUUUAAAUUACGAGACCUUUGCAGGAUGGCAACCUACAGGAUGGGUAUUAGGUUCUAAUGGUAAUUGUUGUAAUACCAAUGUAGAGGAGUUUAAUUAUUGUCCAUCAUUUCAUAAUAUGGAUGGCACAAUAGUUACGGUUCAUUUAGAUAUGAAUAAAAGAACUUGUGCUUUUACAGUCAAUGGUACGAAGUAUCGUGAGGUAUCAGAAUGGAAAUUACCAUUAAAACUUUAUCCAGUAGUAUCAUUA